AUGGACGACACAGGCGGGGCAUUUCAACUCUUCGGCAUACCUGCCAAGGCAGCUAAAUACCUCAGACGGUCACCUCGCAUCGCGGACCAACAGGCUAGGAAAGCCGAACAAGAAGCGUGGAGCACCUGCGGCGAGCCCAGCCAGUCCGUCUCCUCCGACAUACAUCCGGUUCUAAGACACGCCAAUUUUGAAUGUUACAGAAUCUUAUGCAACCGUUGUAGUCUAGUAAUUGAUGACUGCGUCGAGAUGCUCAACGACUUCCAUCUUUGCCUUGAUGGUGCACUGAAUUUGACUGGGGAUGAACUCAAAUUUCGGAUUCGAUGUAUUCUGGAAACAAACAAGGUGUGGGCUCGUGGUUUGAAAAGGCAGCAAAGCUGA
This is a messenger RNA of Penicillium samsonianum, 378 nucleotides long. RefSeq lists its product as uncharacterized. The transcript has 2 exons. Lineage: Eukaryota; Fungi; Ascomycota; Eurotiomycetes; Eurotiales; Aspergillaceae. The coding region runs from base 1 to 378 and encodes 125 amino acids. The record is from RefSeq and is a predicted model, not a curated record.